Sapajus apella (tufted capuchin) is the source of this 15179-nucleotide messenger RNA. RefSeq names its product phosphodiesterase 4B (gene PDE4B). The transcript has 10 exons. Gene Ontology annotation, cellular component: perinuclear region of cytoplasm; cytosol; nucleus. Gene Ontology annotation, biological process: signal transduction. The record is from RefSeq and is a predicted model, not a curated record. Bases 11762 to 13273 code for a protein of 503 amino acids. Gene Ontology annotation, molecular function: transmembrane transporter binding; 3',5'-cyclic-AMP phosphodiesterase activity. Lineage: Eukaryota; Metazoa; Chordata; Mammalia; Primates; Cebidae.
UGGCACUGCACUUCUGCACUCCAGCCUGGGCAGUGGGAGUGAAACCCUGUCUUAAAAAAUAAAUAAAUAAAAAGAAAAAGAAAAGAAAACAUAAGCCAAAAUGGAGAUUUUACUGAGGGAAAAUACAUUUAAGGGCUAGGAGAAUCAUUUGAGUAUAAGAAAGGAAUGGCACAGAUUUUUUAAGAGACAAAAAUUUCUAGUAAAAUUUUUAGUAGCCGAUUUAAACAGUGGAUUUCCAACUUCCUCUCUACCCUCAAUGUCAGAAAACCUAUGGAAAAUGUAGUUUAAAAAUAUCAGUAGGAGCUUUAUCAUCACUUGAGAAUAAAGAAACACAUCAUCAUCAUAUUCCUUGCCUAGAAAACUUCCUCUCGGCUCAAGUAUGUCAUCAGAUCAGACCCUGUGCUAUGAUUCUGCUCCUAGGACACCAAACGCUGGGGCUUUUUUGAAACCCUGCCUUAGCUAUCCUAACUUCCAUAACAUUUUCAUAGACCAUCCUCUUACCUAUCUUAUCAAUUAAUACCAUAGCUAACAUUUUAGUUAUCUGAGAUUUUAUUUAUAUCUGCUCAGAUUGCAAGUUGUGAAUGUUUGAGACUUCACUUUCCUUGCAGGAUUCUAGCUAAAACAUGGCAAGGAGGCAUAAAUCUUUUUCUGUUUAAUUGUAAGGAUGGAAGUGAAAAGCAAAGAAAGUUUUUGUCAGUUGGUGGUAGUUGAGUUUGGGUUUACUUUUAAAAGCUGUCUGCAAUUUUCUUGGUCAUUUAAGAAAUGUGUUGAUGUGGGGACUUUUAAUAGACCAUCUUGCUUUUAAACAAUGCUGGGAUGGGUAAUGACCUCAUUGGUGGGCACAGCACAAUAAUAAAGAUGGAAAAAUUUUUUUAGUAUUUUCCAAAAAUGUAAAGUUAUGGAGUAUUCUUAGACUAUCCAAUGACAAUAUGCAUUUCUGGUAUACUUUUGUGUGAUGGUGAGAAGCUAGAGACCUUCUACUGGGUCACUAAUGAAAUGGACUCCAACUCCCACUCUGGAUCUUUCACUCAUAAUCCACAAGGAUUAAUUUAACCAGCCAGAUGCUACCCAUUUGCCAAGCUGAAAGGACACAGUGCCCUCCCUGCCUGUAGCCCUUGUCUGUUGUGAUUGCUACUGCUGGCUCCAUUCUAUAAGUGAGUCAGAUGAUUUAGAUACAUAUAUGUUUACUAACGCAAUGAGUAUGUUUUUCUUGGCCAGGCCCAGUAUAUUAUUUGUGUUCUUGACAGAGAGAGCUAUCACUGGAGUUUUUUCCUGUUGUGUUUUAACACUCAGGAACUGGUUGUGCAAAACUUGUUUGCAUCUUUUUUGUGUAUUGCAUGGGAGCGUCCUUGAGAACACCUUGUCAAGAUUUACUAGUAUUAUUUUUUUAAAUAUUUAAAAAUCAGUAUCAUUUAAUUUCAGUGAAUUUGCUUCAAUUUAUUGGAAUUAAUUACAAAUACUUUUGUACUUAUACUUUCUUUUAUAUAUUUAAAGUAUUAAGAUAAAAUUAUUGCCUAAUGCUGUAUUAUAUGUCUGACAUAGUAAAAUUUGCAAACUCAGAAAGGUCACAUAUUGUUUAUUAAGACUCUUUAGCGCCCUAAAUACAGUGCUGAAAUAGAAGAACCUUGUCAAAAAUAAGCAAGUAGGAAAAUACUCUCUUUGUUUUAAAAAAGUUAAAUACAUUGGGUUGAGCUAUUUUUUGUAAAGUUAAUAAAGGAGGAAUAGAGAUUAGGAAAAAUUCAGGAAAUUCCGAUCACUGCUCUUCAGAUUUCACCACAUGAUCCAGGACUUCAUUUUCCCAGAAAACUCCACAUCUGCCCGAGGGAACAUUAGUUAUGAGACAAUGCAGAGAUGUCUAAGGCUUAUUUCCUCACUUAAAAUUCAUUUGCUCUCAAAGUUUCCUGUGGUACCAGGAUAAAGCAUUAAAAGAGUUAUUCUCUUUAAGUUAUAGCUAUUUCUUAUUUGCAUUUUGUUAGAUCCAAUGUAGCAUGGUACUGAAACAUAUUUGAAGUGUCCCUUCCUGCAUACACAGUGCUCUCACUUGUGUUCUCAUAUGACACUCACCCUGAGGAAGAUCUCACGUUGUAUCCCCGUUUUCAGAUGUGAAACUGACGUUCAGGAAAGAUAAUCGAUUUAUCCAAAUCCUUUACCUACUAAAUGCAGGACUUAGAGUCAAAUCUUGUUCUCUUUUCUCAAAAGUUGAAUAAUUUAAAAAUAAAAGUUAAAGGGAAAUCCACAGUGUAAUGUAUUAUAUUCUUGUAUAACUUGUUAACAAAACAUAUCAUCAUAGAAUUUUAAAGCUAGAAGUCAACCAAGUCUUGUUUUUCAGACCUCAGUUUAGAUAUCAUCUCUUUAAAAAGACCUUCUGUAAUUACCGUAACUCAGCAGCUUGUUGGUUUUACAAUAUACUAUCACAAUUUAUGGUUUCUGGUUUUGAUCAUGGAACUUGGUUUUUACUUACAUCUUUCAUUAGACUGUAACGUUACUGAAGACAUAAAUUGUGUCUACCUUGUUCACCAGCAAAGCCCCAGCAGUUAGAAUAGCUGCAGGCACAUGGUAGGCAUUAGAAUAAAUACUUUUUGAUCAAUUGCAUGAGGUUCAGAAACUUAAUCUAAUUUGUUCAGGACCAAGUAUUUGUUAGUGGCAAAUCCAUUAGAACCCUGGAAUCCUGUUUCCUGUUGUGCUGCAACGGCUACAUGCCUGCCAUGCCUAAUUCCAGCUUCCCAAUUGUUAGGUUGCAUGAGAAAUCCUCAUCUGGUUCCCAAUGACUCCCCAAAGUACCCUGAAAAAAAGGAAAACUUACUCCUUCCCUUCUCCUUCAUCCAAAGUCAGAUAACAAAGAACAAAGUUGUGAGGGACAAAUGCUUUCUUCUGUGAGCAGAAAUGGUUUUGGUUAAGGUUUUUGUUUGUUUGGUUGGCUUUUGGUUCAGUUUUGCACUAUUUGGCUUACCAUCCUCUCAAAAAGUCUGCAUCCUGUGGGCAAGAAUCUAAGCCCUUCAGAGACUGGCAUUGGCUAUUCCACACUCUGUGGAGAGCCUACUUAUGAGCACAUGUGUCAGUAACUUCGCCAUUCUCCAUAUGUGCUGGAGAAUAGCAGCCUAAUUAUCUGCCAUUGCUUGGUUAUGUUUUUUGUUCCUAGCAUAUUGGUGACACUCCUCUCACCUCAGCCACAUAUUCAGUUAAUUCAUAUGUGUUACCACAUUGGUUUCAACUGUGAAAAUCUGAGCCAAAAUACUUGUUACAGUUAUCCUUAUGUCAGGCAGAUUUUGGUCAUUCAUGGCUUUUAAUCAAUAGAUUAAAAAUUGUAAAGUGUCUUAAUUUGAGAAAAUUGGCUAAACCAAGGAAGUAUGAAUGGAUAGUUACCAACAGCUGGAUUUCUCCAAACAGACUGUUUUGUAUAGUAUGGCUUAAACAUAAGGCCAUGUUGAGUUAUGGAGGUUUUCAUUUGACUUGCUUCAUCUAUCUUUCUGACAAUUCUGGUUUAGGCUUCUUAGACUGGUGAAUAAUCUAAAUGUCAACCAGAGAGUCUGAACUUCUAUGAGUAACUCAUGUGUCACAUAACCUGUGUGACAUAGCACUGCGUCAUACCUGCAGCAGCAUACUACUGCUGUCAACAAUGAAGAGAAAGGUGUUUAGGUAUCAAAGAACCAACUGAAACUUCCACCCAAAAGCAAAUCCAAAGUGAGAAAGGUGCCAUGAGCUCAUUUUAAAAUUUUAAAUUAUUUAAAUUAUUUUAAAAUUUACAGAUAAAACCAACUUCAAGUACAAAUUCUGCAGAAGAAGGAGCACACACUAGGUCUCAGACACCUUGUGAGCCACUUUACAUUUGUUAUUCCUAAUCUUCCCAUUUCAAAGAUAGAAAAUUCUAGUCUCUAAGAGACUCAAUGAUUUGCCAAGUUUCUUAGACUAAGUUACAGUACGUAUAUUUUAUUUCCAGAUUCAGUUGACUUUUCAGAUGCUCCUAUGUCAUGCUAUUAUGAUGCUGGUUUAACUGUAACUCUGGUAAGGCAAACCUGCAACCAGCACCUCCUCUACUUCGUGUUUGCAGUAGAAGCUGCCUUUACAAAGCUUCCAUGAACCCAAGAAACCUAUAUAUCUUGGGGUGCAUUGUCAUUCAAAGCAUCUCUCCAUCUCUUCUAAAUUAUGAUAACUAAUAAUAGAAAAAAAUACAUAACAAGCAUAACUACCUUUUUAAAUAGGAUAAAAUUACAUAAGACGUAGCUUGUGUCUAUGAAAUUUAUGUCUAUUUUAUAACUAUGUUAUGAAACUAUUUUUGUCUUUUAUAGUUUAAAAAUAUGUGCAAACCGCCAAUCUGUAACAGAUUUUUCUCAAUUUGCCAGUGCAUACUCUAGCCUAGGGAUUAAUGAAAUAUCAAAACAGAUAGUAAUAUAUACAUUUUCAGGGAACAAAAGGGUGGGUCUAUGUAGCCCAAAGUUUUUUUUUAAUUUAUUUGAUAGACCCUAGAGUUGAUCUUGAAAAUUGCCAGAUUAGUAGGCUGUCCCAGCCCUGAGAAACCACUAAUCCUGAAGCACCAAUUCCCAGGGCAGGUUUGGAAGCACUCCAUUGUUUUUCACCUCAAGAGCUGUAUGAAAGUCACCAGCUGAAAUCCACACAAUUACUAUUAAACACAAUGUAUUCUACAUGAUUAUUUUAGGGGGUGGAGUAAUAAUCUCAAAAACAAGCUAUGGUAGAUUUUUGUAGCUGCAAAAAAUAUUAGAUAAUUUAAUAAGGCAGGAUUUAAAACAACCUAAGAGGUACUAUAGACUCAAAAUGAAAUUCAGUUCUUAAAGAGAAUCAUGACCAAUACGUAUGAGUUAUGAAAAGAAAGUAGAAUAUUUGGGUUGUAGUUUCCCUGUUCUGUGUAACUACUUUCAGGUCAGAUAUGAAGGUCCCAAAACAUAGGUCCUAUUUUUCACUAGUCAGGAAAGGACACUAGACUGCAUGGUGUAUGGUCUGACCCACGAAAAGUCUUCUGAUUGUUGAAAAAUACUAUACGUUGUAGAGCUUCUAGCUGUGAAAUGUUUCGAAAGAAACAUUUAGCCAUCUACUUUGGAAUCAUAUUAAUGUCCUGUGGUCUUAGAAUUGGCUCUAGAAGUUUUCAGUUAAAUAUUAGCCAUUACAUCUGCACACAAAAAAAGUUGUAGAAAGGCUUAAAUGGAAAAACAAAAGAGUAAAUGAAUAAUGUACCUUAAUUCCUUGAUUUUUUAAAUUGUUCUCAGUUACUGUGAUAAUUUUUGUCGUCUGUUGAAAAAGGCUUCUGCUAUAUUUAAUUAUCACACCAUCAUCUCAAGUCUUCAAAAUUCCUUUUUUUUUUUUUUUUUUUUUUUUUUUUUUUCUCUAUUAACAGACAGAGUAAAAGGGAAGGGUCAAGUAUAUGAAAUAAAAUUGUGAAGCUCCAGGAACAGUUUUAGGCCUUAUGUUUCUCAUUGGACGAAAAGGCUUCUGUCAAAAAGAAAAGUUCGAAAAUUUUAAAUUAUCUGAAAAUAUAUAGUGCCCCUAAAACUAGCAUAUAUAUGAGUGUAUGGCCUGGAAAUCCCAUCUCUUCAUAGGCUAUUAGGACAUGCAGUAUCAGAACCAUAUUUACAGAAAAAAAAAAAAAAAGAUAAAGAAAAUUGUUGUUUAUCUGAAAUUCAAAUUUAACUGGGUGCCCUGAAUUUUUAUUUGCUAAAUCUGGCAACCUUAUAUAUGUGGAAACAUACAUAUAGUUUAUAAAUAUUAUAUAUGUAGUUUAAAAUGCAUAGUGAAUGUAUCAGUCUUUAGGUAUAGUUACAGUAUCUUUUGUCCAUUUGAUUAUUACACCGCUACAGCAACUUUCAGAGUUAAGACAAUGUUCAAUCAUGAGAAAUUGCUAUAAACAUUCUUAUGAGAAUCACUUUGGGUCUAGGAAAUGUCAGUUUUUUGGUGUUUCAAUAAUGUGUGUUAUAUCAUCUCUUGAGAAGUUUUCAGAAAUUCUGAGAAAAAAAUGGACAGCAGAAAAGGGUUAGAUAGAUAGGAAGAAAUAUCUAACAAUUUGGAGAGCUGUUCAAGCCCUAAUCUCAAGCUGUUGAGUAGAUAUAUUCAAAUUUGUUUGAUCUUUUGAUAUUUUUCAAUUCUGAAUUAAGGCACUGAUGGUUUUUCUCUGCUUUGCCUUUUAAUAUGUCACUUAAGCAGAUACUUGUCCUUUAACCAGUAAGUAGAAUUGAUUCUACUUCUGCUUCAUCCUAAUUUUCGAUGCGGAAUAAUAGUAGAUGUAUUCAUGCGUGGUUUUCAUUAGAUACUUACUUAUUGAUUACUACAUCUCUGGGCAGUUAAGAAAAGAAUCACUCAAUUCUAAUAUGUUUAGAAGAGUUUCUUUCUGAUUUGGCACAGGGACAGUGAGAAUGACCUCACUGUGUUUGUCCCCUGGCACAUCAAAGGUUUGCUGCAGGUGUUAGUACAGCAGAACUUGUUUGCUAAGAUGACCCAUUAUGGAACUCUAGCUGAUUAAGCAGAUAUUAACGGACAAUUGCAUGUCCAUUAUUACUUCUUUGACCAUAUUACCAACUCAACUCAAUUUUGCUUGCUUUUCAAAUAAGACAAACCUGUCAAUAAAGAAACUGGACAUCAAGUUUCAAAAAAUUGGUAGAGUUUAUAGGGAAAUGUAAAAAGGAGGGAAGAGAUGAUACACACAUUGUCAAAUAUUCUGAAAUGUUAAGAAUUGUGGAAAUUGUAAGUUUCGUAAGGAGUUUUAGACAAAGGACACUAUAGCCCCAUUUUGUUUUUUCUUUUUCAUUUUAGACUUAGAUUUGCUUUACUUCUUUGGGUCUUCAUUUCUUCCCAUGCAAAAUAUCUGUACGUCAAAAGGAAGGUUAGAGGUUAGCCAUUUUACCACUAAAGAAACUGAGCUCCAAGAAGUUAGCUUACCCACGAUUACACUUGUGGUUAGCGCCAGAGCUAAGACAAGGAUAAACUCUGUUGACUUCGUUUCUCACUAAACUGUACCACUGCAGUUUCAACUUCUUUCUACCACUGCCAGCAUUCUGUGCCUUCAGGAGGAAUUUUCAGCCUCUUCACUUUCCUGAUGCCCAGGAAUUCUUUUUAAGUUAUAUGACUAACAAAGUAUAAAAUAUGAGUCAAGAGUUAGUCCCUAAUAAAGUCAUUGUGACUUUAAUGACUUCGGCAGUUGUUUCAUACUGCAAAAACAGGAAAAUCCCACACAAUAAGGCGCCUGUCUAACAGCUGGGCUCCUGCGUAGAAGGCCACCCACAAGAGUAACUAACUGCUGGGGCUGCCUUCCUCUCUUUGACACCUUUUUAUGCCGUUCUUACUGUUUUCCCCUAUUGAUCUCAUGAGGUUAUCAAUGAGAGGAAGGUACCCACUUUAGCUAGUCUUUGAUAGGCUGAAGAAUAGUUUUGAUCACUUAGGAUUCACUCCUAAGUGAUUUUUCAGUUCACCUUCAAUAGGCCUAACUUAGUCUUAGAAGUAGCUCUUUGAUAGGCUUUAUACUAGCUUCGUUAUCACUCUUCUGGAUUGUUUUAUUCUCAAAAACAUAAAAUCGCCAAAUUUUAGAUGUGAGAACACCCCGCAAUCAUUCCAGUUCACUCCUCCUUUGUGAUUAGUUUAACUAAAAACUCAUUAUCAAGAUAGUACCUAUCUUGCCUAUGGAUCUUGCGUAAAGCUCAAACUAGUUCUCCCAUGAGAAAUAUAGAAAAGUAAGGAAGUGUCCUAUCAAUUCAGAAGAAACUGGCUCAGAAGAAAUAAUCUCUGUAUGCAGUGUUGAAACUAAAACAAAACGGAAGCCAUCAAACAAAAUGUUCCUACCAAGUGUAAUUGAAUUUCAGCUUUUGUUACUUAUUCUCUACUUUUAAAAUGACUUUUCACUAUUAAAGGAACUUAUUCAAAAAAAAUCAGACAAUUUUAUAGAAAAGGUAUAUUCUAGGCAAAUAAUAUUAAAUCACUUAUAUAGAAAAUAUACAUACUUCCCUUUUCAAAAAAUAGCUGCAAUUUCUAGCAGUAUAUGUGAAUCUCGUGUUGGGCAUCUCCUUAAAAAGGCAUUGGAGGAAUUUUUAUUACUAAGAGUUCAUUCAUAAACUUUGCUUGUCUGUGUUGAAAAGGGGCAUUGGUCAUUUACUCUGGGGACAUUAUUUCUAGGUAGGCUCUGACAGGGUUUUCUUGUGAAGGCAGAUUCUUAGGAAAAAUAGUAUCUGUGUACAUGAGACAGUAGAGACACAUUUAUCUUUAAAAUAGUGUGUUCCUGUUUAUGGAUUUCUCUACUGCAUUUGAUAAAGUAAAUAACACCCAUUUCCUUUCAAUUCAGUAACUCCUUGGGAUACAGUUUUACCCAGGAGCUAUUUUACCUUCAAAUCUGGACAAAACAUGUAACUUAAUAAAUAGAGAGACUCCAAAAGUCUUAGACUAUAAAACUCUGAGGAAUGAUAAAUGCUGCUCUUCCUUUGUUACGGUCUGAAGCAUUUUCAGUUUGAGUUGUUUUCCUCAGUCAUGUAGAGGGAGUUUUGUUUUCUGGGAAGUCUUGGUUGCUGGUAAAUAAUGUGUCCAAACUGUAGGAGGCAGCCACAAAAUUUAUUAUACAGUAUAAAAGGUUAGGGUUGAAAGGCUGAGAUCCUAAAAUCAUGCAUCAUUCUCAUUUUACACAUGAGAGGUGAUGUGACUACACAGGAGAGUGAGAGCUGAGACUGAAAAGUCAAGAUCCGUCUACUGCUACUGUGGCUGCCUCUGGCUCACCAGAAACACUCCUAUGUGGGAGUCAGAUGCUAAAAGCCCAACUAAGCCUAGAUCCUCCACUGUCUCCUCAGGCUUAACCUCAAACGUAACUCGUAUCUAUUCUAUUUCUUAAUGUGUCUCAUCACACAGUUAAACACUAGUCAUACUAACUGGACUCUACAUAAACUAGAAUGUAAUAGAUACCCUUCCAUCCCCAGCCCCCCACUGUCUGCUCCUUGAAGGCCAUUUCUGCCUUUCUUAGUUGUACAGAGCCCAACAUAAAUGGGCCCUUCAUAAGUGCUUUUUGAUGAGAGCAAUGAUUGCCUUCCUCAGUGUGGUUGGGCCCUCCCUUAUGGAGAAGGGAAACCAACAGUCGUUGCUAAGCAACAUUAAAGGACUAGGUUAGUUUCUGACACCAAGUGACCGCCAUCUGCAUACUUCGCCAUGUUUUGUGUUUUACGGUUGCCUUGAGAUGACUUUGCUUUUUGGUAGCAUUACCAUGCGCUUAGCAAAGACUUAUAGACGAACUAGUUUAGACCUCGGAAGAAGGAAGGUGAUAUUCAUCUGUUAAUGUUUUACAUGGGUACACUGAUCCCUUUGGUAAACUAUACGAGAAAGGUUAGGAGUUUGGUUUAUUUUCACCCCGCAGCUGUGAGCCACCUCCCUGAUCUCAUAUUGGAUGUGAUUGACAGUGUAUCCUAACAGGGUCCUAUGGCAAUGGGAGGCUGUAGAAAGAAAAUAAACAGAGAAGUCUUUCCUCUUACAGCCUUUUAUGAUUCAAUUUGUACCUGCCCCUAUCUUCUGAGCAGAGAUGCUGAUAUAGCUAAUAAAGAAUGGGCCCUAUAUUUGCUGUUGUGGUUAAACAACAUGCCCUAAAAUACCUAUUUCUACUAGAAUGAAAGCUGAUUAAAAGCAGGAGAAGAAUUUUUGUUUGUUCCUUUGUUAUUGUUGUUGUUUUCACUGCUAUAUCAUCACUGUUUUCCCUGAACAUUUUAGGUAUUCAAUAAAUAGUGGGAAAAUAAAUGAAAAAAAAGGGCAUUAUUGAACUAACACAAACCCAAUUGACUCUAAAAUGUUCCUAAGUAUUUCAGAGAGACUAAAGGAGGCAAAAUGAGACGAUUGUUUGAGCGUUACAUUUGACUAAGUCUAGUGCAGAGAAAAUUAUGGAAGAAAUUAUCUGUCUCUAAGCUUUUUGCAAGAUAUUUUUACGAUGAUCCAAGUAAAGUUUACCUGUCUGCCAAAAUUCAGUUUAUCAGUCAGAGCAUAUAAACCUGUCUUCUCCAGCUUCUGAGUCUGCAGCGUGCCUGUCUUUUGAGGAUUAAAAUGAGAGGUGAUUGUGACUGAGCAGUUGUGUCUUUAAAAAUAAAUAAUUUGGAAUUCAUGCGAUUCACCUGGAGUUCAAAAUUGCACAGAGGUUCAAUAAGUAAAACAUUCUAGCUGAGAUGAUUGAUUCAGAGAUGCCUAGUUACUAACAUAUUGUAUAAUGGGAAACACACACAUAUGCAAGCAGGGUUACCCAGAAAGAGGGUGAUUGGACAUCUUUGAGAACAAUGCAUGGUGCAGUGAGCCAGCAGGCAGAAAUACUGACUUGCAUUGGCUUCACUUCCAAAAGCAAGGUCUCCUAGGCACAGGCGAUGGCAGGACCCGGGGCUUGGAUACUUGAAAUAAAGCUAUUGUUGGAUGCGGAUGCUCAUUUGAAAGGGGAAUGCCUCACAGGAAAAAGAGCCAAUUGCAAGUUGGGGCUGUUGCCAUGGUGCUUUGCUAUUCCUUCAACUUGUUAUAAAUGAAAUCCUGGGAGUCCAGGGGUAGGGUAACCUGGGGAGAGAUGAGGGAAAUGAGAUGAGCCUGGGGGCAGGAAUCCCACUGCAGUAAAGCUCUAGUGUUUCCUCUUGCGUGUGCUCUAAGGCUGACAGGAGAAGGGAGGGGCUGGGAAGAAGGGAGGGAGAAAACUGCCGGGAAGGAAUGACUUUCGCAGCAUGCCCGGGAUUGCUAAGAUAAAAUAAAAAUUAAUUUAAAUCCUCAGAUUUCUAAUGUGAAUUGGAAGAUGUAACACUAAAUAUCAAACAAGCAUAGUCACUCAUAACCCCAAGUAAUUCACCAUUCUUUCGGUAAAUGAAUGUUCAUAUUUCCUAACACACUCUCAAUACUGGAUGGAAAGGUGAAAAGAGUUUAAUACAUUUGUCUUAUGCAAUCCAACAUGCAUAUUAAUGAGCUGACGAAGGUAGAAACUUGCAGGCUGCAUAGGAAGUACUUUUCAAAUGAAAUAAAUUAAUUUCAUUCCCAUUCAUUUUACUAUGAAAAGAGGCUAAGUGCAUUGGCAUACGUUUGGUGUACGACAAGUAAUCCUCCAAAAAGCUAGUUUUCAAAAAUUCUUGCGUACCGGCAGCCUAGUCUGAAAACAGCGACAGUCCUAACCUUUUCGAAAUGUUUGUUUAAGUGUUCAGAAGUCGGUUAAUCAAAUGCAUCAUCACUUUGAUCAAUUAGAGCGGCUGGAUUUUUGUGCAGAGGCUGCAUCUGCAGAAUUCUGGUCUGCAGUGGAGAGAGAGGGUUAAGGAACACCUAGUUGAAAUGGGGGAGGGUACCGACUUCAGAUUUACUUAAAUAUUCAUGGGGCUUCCUCCAUUUUAAUCUUCUCCUUUUUAAAAGAUGGCUGUGUUUCCUAGUCUGGCAAUUCCUCAGGAAAGAAGAAUUGCUUCUUCCUUGCAGAGUUCAGCUGAGUAGGACUAAUGUAGAGUGGAAACCCCUUCGGCCACCAGGACUAUUCAUAAUUCUUAAGUGCUUCAAACCAGCCAGCUGAAUACAUUUGGACAGGCUCUUGCUCCUUCGUGCAAUUCCUGAUUUCAUUACUCUCUUCUGCCAGGAAAUAAGCGAGGAGCAUAGGCUUCUUGCAAGAAUGGAGUGCGAAGAUGGGCUUUGUUUGGCUUAGGAAAUGCCAUACAUUUUGGAGGUUUUGUCUUUUCUAAGUUUUGAUUAUUUUGUCACUGGAUCUGCAGGGCUUUCCUGAUCCUUUCGGGAUUGCUCUCUCAGAACUGUGAAUUCUUUCAAAGGGAUUUGUGGAUUGUGGCAAAGAGAGCAUUCCAAAAUGCCUGAGGCAAAUUAUUUGUUAUCUGUAUCUUGGGGUUACAUCAAGUUCAAAAGAAUGCUGAACCGGGAGCUGACACACCUCUCAGAGAUGAGCCGAUCAGGGAACCAGGUGUCUGAAUACAUUUCAAAUACUUUCUUAGACAAGCAGAAUGAUGUGGAGAUCCCAUCUCCCACCCAGAAAGACAGGGAGAAAAAGAAGAAGCAGCAGCUCAUGACCCAGAUAAGUGGAGUGAAGAAAUUAAUGCAUAGUUCAAGCUUAAACAAUACAAGCAUCUCACGCUUUGGAGUCAACACUGAAAAUGAAGAUCACCUGGCCAAGGAGCUGGAAGACCUGAACAAAUGGGGCCUUAACAUCUUUAAUGUGGCCGGAUAUUCCCACAAUAGGCCCCUAACAUGCAUCAUGUAUGCUAUAUUCCAGGAAAGAGACCUCCUAAAGACAUUCAGAAUCUCAUCUGACACGUUUAUAACCUACAUGAUGACUUUAGAAGACCAUUACCAUUCUGACGUGGCAUAUCACAACAGCCUGCACGCUGCCGAUGUAGCCCAGUCGACCCAUGUUCUCCUUUCUACACCAGCAUUAGAUGCUGUCUUCACAGAUUUGGAAAUCCUGGCUGCCAUUUUUGCAGCUGCCAUCCAUGACGUUGAUCACCCUGGAGUCUCCAAUCAGUUUCUCAUCAACACAAAUUCAGAACUUGCUUUGAUGUAUAAUGAUGAAUCUGUGUUGGAAAAUCAUCACCUUGCCGUGGGUUUCAAACUAUUGCAAGAAGAACACUGUGACAUCUUCAUGAAUCUCACCAAGAAGCAGCGUCAGACACUCAGGAAGAUGGUUAUUGACAUGGUGUUAGCAACUGAUAUGUCUAAACAUAUGAGCCUGCUGGCAGACCUGAAGACAAUGGUAGAAACAAAGAAAGUUACAAGUUCAGGCGUUCUUCUCCUUGACAACUAUACUGAUCGCAUUCAGGUCCUUCGCAACAUGGUGCACUGUGCAGACCUGAGCAACCCCACCAAAUCCUUGGAAUUGUAUCGGCAGUGGACAGACCGCAUCAUGGAGGAAUUUUUCCAGCAGGGAGAUAAAGAGCGGGAGAGGGGAAUGGAAAUCAGCCCGAUGUGUGAUAAACACACAGCUUCUGUGGAAAAAUCCCAGGUUGGUUUUAUCGACUACAUCGUCCAUCCACUGUGGGAGACCUGGGCAGAUUUGGUACAGCCUGAUGCUCAGGACAUUCUCGAUACCUUAGAAGAUAACAGGAACUGGUAUCAGAGCAUGAUACCCCAAAGCCCCUCACCACCACUGGACGAGCAGAACAGAGACUGCCAGGGUCUGAUGGAGAAGUUUCAGUUUGAACUGACUCUUGAUGAGGAGGAUUCUGAAGGACCUGAGAAGGAGGGAGAGGGGCACAGCUAUUUCAGCAGCACAAAGACACUGUGUGUGAUUGAUCCAGAAAACAGAGAUUCCCUGGGAGAAACUGACAUAGACAUUGCAACAGAAGACACAUCCCCAGUUGACACAUAAUCCCCCUCUCCCUGUGGAGAUGAACAUUCUACCCUUGAUGAGCAUGCCAGCUAUGUGGUAGGGCCAGCCCACCAUGGGGGCCGAGGCCUGCACAGGACAAGGGCCAUCUGGCUUUUCAGUUACUUGAGUUUGGAGUCAGAAUGCAAGACCACGAAGCGAAUAGCAGCUCAGGAAAUCCCACGGUUGACUUGCCUGGCUGGCAAGCUUGGUGGAGAGGGCUGAAGCUGUUGCUGGCGGCCGGUUCUGACCAUGAUACAUGGCUUGAAAAUGGAAGACACAAAACUGAGAGAUCGUUCUGCACUCAUUUCGGGAACCUAUCCCCGAUAGUGACUGAACUCACUGACUAAUAACUUCAUUUAUGAAUCUGCUCACCUGUCCCUUUGUCUGCCAACCUGUGUGCCUUUUUUGUAAAACAUUUUCACGUCUUUCAAAUGCCUGUUGAAUACCUAGAGUUUAGUAUCAACUUCUACACAGAUAAGCGUUCAAAAUUGACAAAACUUUUUGACUCUUUCUGGAAAAAGGAAAGAAAAUAGUCUUCCUUCUUUCUUGGGCAAUAUCUUUCACUUUACUCCAGUUACUUUUGCAAGCAGACAGAAAGGAUACACUUCUAACCACAUCUCACUUCCUCCUCCACAGUCACUCUUAUAACUUAUCUCUGUUUGCCUGCCUCCAGCAGUAUUUUUUCUCCUGUGGAGUUUAACUUUUUUCUGUAAACACAAUAAAAUUGAACAAAUUAGGAGGUAGAAAGGGGCAGUUGUGUCGCUCGCCGUGAGCGUCCGCAUAGAGCUCAGCAGUGUGCCCGGCUGUCUCAGACCCCCCACCGCAGGAGCUGUACAUUCCGUGUCCUGUUCCCUACCUCCUCUCUUCACCCGGUUACGCUGUUUUCAAUGUAAUGCUGCCGUCCUCUCUUGCACUGCCUUCUGCGCUAACACCUCCAUUCCUGUUUAUAACUGUGUAUUUAUUACUUAAUGUAUAUAAUGUAAUGUUUUGUAAGUUAUUAAUUUAUAUAUCUAACAUUGCCUGCCAAUGGUGGUGUUAAAUUUGUGUAGAAAACUCUGCCUAAGAGUUACGACCUUUUCUUGUAAUGUUUUGUAUUGUGUAUCAUAUAACCCAAAUGUCACUUAGGAGAGACAUACAGCCCCCUUGGCAGAGAGGACAGGGGGUGGGGGUGUGGGCUUUUGUUCAGAGGGUCUGCCCUUUCUUUCCCUGCCUGAGUUGCUACUUCUGCACAACCCCUUUCUGAACCGGCUUUGGAAACAAGAUUCUCACAUUAGAUACUAAAUGGUUUAUACUCAGCUUUUACUUUUGUAUAGUUUGAUAGGGGCAGGGGGCAAUGGGAUGUAGUUUAUACCCAGGUUCUGUCCAAAUCUGUGUAGGCAUGAGUUGGGUUCUAGCUGGAUCCUCCUAUCAUUAUGGCUUUGGUUCAAAAAGCAACACUACAUUUGCCUACAGAUGAUUCUUCUGAAUGCUCCCGAACUACUGACUUUGAAGAACUAGCCUCCUGCCUGCCAUUAAGCAGGAAUGUCAUGUUCCAAUUCAUUACAAAAGCAAACAAUAAAACAAUGUGAAUUUUUAUAAUAAAAUGUGAACUGAUGUAGCAAAUUACGCAAAUGUGAAGCCUCUUCUGAUAACACUUGUUAGGCCUCUUACUGAUGUCAGUUUCAGUUUGUAAAAUAUGUCUCAUGCUUUCAGUUCAGCAUUGUGACUCAGUAAUUACAGAAAAUGGCACAAAUGUGCAUGACCAAUGGGUUUGUAUGUCUAUGAACACUGCAUUGUUUCAGGUGAACAUUUUAUCGUUUUCAAAUGUUUCUCACAAUGUAUGUUAUAGUAUUAUUAUUAUAUAUUGUGCUCAAAUGCAUUCUGAAGAAACUUUUAUAUGAAGUGAAUAAACAAAAUCAUGAUUAGA